GGUUGUAGUAGUUGACCUGUCGACAAUGUAGUGUACUUCCCCACACGGUUUGAUUUUUCUUAUUUAGCUAAUGAAGUAAACCCUUUUAUACACGACUUCAAACUGUAUUGACCAACACCUGCAUAAGAAAGCAAAAAGAGAGAACGUAAAGAAGGAGAAAAGAAAGCACAAAGAGAGAAAUGGCAAGCCUAACUGUUCCUUCAGUUCUAAUUUCACCUCGUGAUGAUGCCAUGCAACUAUAUAAAGCUUUCAAAGGACUUGGAUGUGAUAAAGCAGCAGUCAUUAACAUCCUUGCCCACCGUGAUGCAACUCAACGUGCUCUUAUUCAACAGGAAUACAGAACUAUGUACUCUGAAGAGCUAAACAAGCGCUUGGCCAAAGAGCUUAGCGGUAACCUUGAGAAAGCAUUGUUGCUAUGGAUGUGUGAUCUGGCAGGAAGGGAUGCUACCCUAGUUAGGAAGGCUUUGAGUGGUGAUGUUAUUGAUCCCAGAGCUGCCACUGAAGUGAUAUGUUCACGGACUCCUUCUCAAAUACAAUAUUUUAAACAACUUUACCAUUCCAUGUUUGGUGUCUACCUUGAACAGGAUAUUGAGGUUCAGACUUAUGAUGAUCACAAAAAGUUGCUUCUAGCAUAUGCAAGGACAAUGCGCUAUGAAGGGCCAGAAGUUGACAGAGCUUCGGUGGAACAUGAUGCUAAAGCUCUUUUCAAAGCUGGGGAGAAGAAAUUGGGAACCGAUGAGAAGGCUUUUAUACGAAUUUUUUCUGAAAGAAGCAGGGCGCAUUUGGCUGCUGUUAGUGCUGCUUAUCAUAGCAUGUAUGGUAACUCAUUGAAAAAGGCUGUAAAAAGUGAGACCUCUGGACCCUUUGAGUUUGCCCUCUUGACUAUUUUGCAGUGUGCUGAGAAUCCAGCAAAGUACUUUGCGAAGGAGUUGCACAAGGCAAUGAAGGGUAUGGGUACGGACGAUACAACUCUCAUUAGGAUAAUAGUCACGCGAACUGAGAUCGAUAUGCAGUAUAUAAAAGCAGAGUACCACAAAAAGCAUAAGAAAUCUCUGAAUGAUGCAGUUCAUUCGGAGACUUCUGGUGUAUAUCGGGCCUUUCUUCUAUCUCUUCUUGGGACUGCUCACUAAUGAAGAGUCAGCACCAUAAAGCAGGUGUUUAAACUUUAAAGUAUGGCAUCAGUGUUGAAACCCAUGUCUAAAGCAGGAAGUUUAAACGUUAGUAAGCCAUAAACAUUGUUUAAAGGUGUAAUUGUGUCAGGUGAAAACCUUCUUUUUAAAUCUCCUCUUUAUUGUAAUACUGUCAAUUUGCUGGUCUUUAGUCUAAUGCUAAACGUGUGCAAAAUUUCUUUCUCAGAAUGGUGUUGUAAAGGUGCCUUCCGCGAAUAAAAGAAAAUUUCACUUUUUGCUUUUCAAUA
Molecule: messenger RNA, 1417 nt
Organism: Nicotiana tabacum (common tobacco)
Lineage: Eukaryota; Viridiplantae; Streptophyta; Magnoliopsida; Solanales; Solanaceae
Product: annexin D5
Biological process (GO): response to cold; response to heat; response to salt stress
Cellular component (GO): cytoplasm; plasma membrane
Molecular function (GO): calcium ion binding; phosphatidylserine binding; calcium-dependent phospholipid binding
Source: RefSeq, a predicted model, not a curated record